GCGCGACACCACAUCCAGCACGAACACGAGCGCGGCCUGCCUGUAUUGUACUCUAAAGGACACGGCUCAUACCAUAUGAACAGCCUUGGGGAUGCGCAUCGACGGCAUUAUCUCAAGAAAGUACUCCUGACGCAUCUCAUUGAACAGGAAUUAGCCGCACUCAAUGAUCCUGCGGCGCUCGCACGACUAGGCCCGCCCUUCAAGGCGCGUAUCGAUUCACAGCUCACGAAUGGAACAGUAAAGUCAGAUGCAAUGCAAGAAACAGAACUGCCCAUCUUGCGCUUCGUCUUUACAAAAUACGUCGCUACAUUUCCCUUCCUUCAAAAGGCAAACCCAGAAGCCUUUUGGCAGGACAAGGUUCAAGUGUUCAUGGAGGCCUUUGCUGAGAAGCGUAUUUCUUCAUCGGACGAUCGGGCAGAAUCGUCAAAGCGCGAAAAGCUAGGUGCGCGGAUUCAUUCCAUGCUGGUAUUGCUAUUCAAUGCUGGCCUGAAGGCUGGUGAUGAGCAGCCUGUACCAUUGCCUCAGUCUACACAUACUCCACAGCCUGCAGCGAGGACUGAGCCAAUUGAAAUGCGCGAGAUGGUGAAUGGCCUUGCAGUCAACGUCGCAGGCGUUCGAACCGUCACCAAGAAGCGACGCGUGCAUCGUCGUGAAACACACUCAGAGUUCCUCAUCGUCACCUAUCGCGCAGAAGUGAAAGCGCCUAUCACUGUAGCAAGGCGGUAUGGAGCCUUCAAAAGAUUGCAGGCACAAUUACGUGAAGAGUUUCCUGGAAAGCCACUGCCAAGGCUACCCACCAAGAAUAAAGCACCCUCAACAGUCACGAGCUACAUGCCAUCUUCCUUCAACCCCUUUGCUGCGCCAAGGCCGUCUCUGGAUGAAGAUUCUGGUGAAUCUGCUGAAGAAGCAGAUGAAGAGCGACCGCCCUCCUCGUCGCCUAGUUCCAGUACAGCGAGUAUGACCACCAAGAAGACAGUCCUGCGCGAGAAGCAGCGCUUGACGUUACGAGCGUAUCUGCGUGCACUUCUCAAAGAUCCGCAAUUGGCCAAGAGUACCGCACUUAAACACUUUCUGGCAGACGAACCACUCAAGUCCCUGACCUCUGAAGAACAGCUCGAUAUGGCAACACGCCAAGAGCUCGACAGUCAACGUCAAGGGGAUCAAGCUCGAUUUCUGGAAGCUGCCAAGGAACGUGCAGAAGAGCUCAGCACGUAUAUGGAUACAUUCAAGGAGCAGCUCGUCAAGGAUAACGGAUUAUCCAAAAUCUUUUCAGCUUUCCGCGAAUGCAGCACUGUUGAGGAGCUGCCGGUUGAGUACAGAAAGGUGAUUGAGUGGGGUCGUAUUGAGCUAUCUUCGACACUAUACCAGCUCUUCGUCAGUAAUGACAAUGCCUCUGAAUUCUUCACACAAGCGAAAAGGUUGCAUGCACUUUUCCCUUAUGCAGUCCUCAAGAAUAUCAUCCGCUUCAGCAAUCCUAUGAUGAUGAUGCGCGCCGGGCUUGAUUUGUUUCUCGCCACACCAUUUGGUCGCGCCAGUCUGUUGCAGCGCAUGUUUUCACAAACCCUGACGGAAGACUUGAAGGAAAUCGAACAGUCCAUUGCAGAGAUUCGUGUCAGGAUUGGGAAUGAUGCCUUGUGUGACAAGAUUUACAAUUUCGUGCAUGCGGAUGAAGCGACGCAAGAGCGUGUCCGGAUACUCGCAGAGGAAGAUGAGGUGGACCUUGUGGUGGCACUCAUGCGAACGGAUGAAACCGAGGUUGCUCCAAAACUGGAUGGACCUGCCUUGACGAGAGUCUUUCUUGCUAAUGUCGCAUGGACAACAGCACUGGAAAGCGAAGGUGCUGGCGCUGCUUAUAAUGCCGACAAUGCACGCUUAUACGGACACUUUCUGCAACUUCUCAAACUGACGACACGAGCACGCGACAAGCACCAGCUCAUGGCAUUACUCUUUGACGGCGCCACUUCUGGUCUCAUGAAGGAUAUUGUCACCAUCUUUUACGAACCACUAGCGCGCGUCUAUAAAGCCGCCAGCGUCCACAACUCCAUCAUGGACUUUUCGAGAUUCGCAGACGAUACGAUUGCAACAGUCGCUGCAGCACAAGCGCAAGAAGCAACGCUCGAUGGUAGUGCUCAACUAGUCCAGACUUUUUUGGACUUGACGGCACGGCAUCAAAAUAGCUUCUUUCGAUUUGUGCAUGAAGCGCAUUCACAUGAUGAUGGACUCUUUGCUGAUCUCAUGGCGUGGAUUGAGGAAAUCUUGCAAUUUUUGCGGGAAGGCGCUGUUGAGCAGCUUGACCUUGACGCGCUCUUUGAACAAGCUUGCAACGCUGGCAUAUUGGACAAGGACAAGGCUCUUGUUGAACUUGAUGCAGUCGUCGGGUGGAAUGCUGAAAUGAAGGUAUGGCGGAUGGAACGCUUUCAACGCAAGAUGGCCGCUCAAGCGGCUGUCAAUGGUGCUACCGUCGAUAAUGGUUAUCCCCUCGGCAGCCUGUCUGGUGCUGAUUUCGGGCUCGAUCAGGAUGACUUGGAGGAAGUCAUGUAUGAGGAAGCCUCUGAUGAAGAAGGUGGCGAUGUCGUUGGUGAAACGCUGGAAGAGGAGAUGGAUGACUUGGAUCCACUUGAAGCAGAACUCAAGCGGCGGAAAAGGAAACGAGCACUAGCUCUGAUGCAUGCUGCUGAGCCACAACCUCCGGCAACGGAGGAAUUGCUCAAGCUGUCUGCAUCCUUCCGCGGGCAGGUACGGCGUAUCUUGGCGGCGUCAUGAAGAUUUGCUAGAUUGCAUAGAAGGCUCAAUCUGAAUCGUCGUCGCUUUGAGAACCUGCGUCAGCCAUGAGAUCGUCAUCUGCUGGCUCAUCCUCGGC
This is a messenger RNA of Protomyces lactucae-debilis, 2860 nucleotides long. RefSeq lists its product as uncharacterized. The record is from RefSeq and is a predicted model, not a curated record. Gene Ontology annotation, molecular function: phosphatidylinositol binding. The coding region runs from base 76 to 2763 and encodes 895 amino acids. Lineage: Eukaryota; Fungi; Ascomycota; Taphrinomycetes; Taphrinales; Protomycetaceae. The transcript has a single exon.